AUGGUCGCCAGCUUCCUGGUUCUGGUCUUGUUUCUAUAUUAUUACCAUCGCAAACGAUGCUGUAAAGAUCACCCCCUUGUCACAGAAUGGCCUAUACUCGGCAUGUUGCCACCAUUUCUUGGUGAUCUGUGCCACUUCCAAGACUUGCUAACUCACGCUUUGCAAACACAAGGUGGUACUGCAAACUUCCAUGGACCAUCGUUCACUGAGAUCAACUCUCUCAUGACCUGUGAUCCCAUGAACGCGCAUCACAUCAUGAGCAAGAACUUCGGCAACUACGUGAAGGGGCCUGAGUAUCGCAGGAUUUUCAGAGCUUUCGGAGAAGGGGCUCUUGUUGCAGAUUUAGACUCGCAACCGCUUGACGUGGAUCUGCAAGACGUGUUCAAUCGCUUCAGCUUCGACACUAUUAGCUCCGUACUCUUGGAACGCGACCCAAAGUGCCUUGCUGUUGAUUUUCCAGAAAUUGCAUGGGAGAGAGCUUUAAAUGAAUCCGAGGAGUUUUUACUCUACAGAUACGUAGUGCCUAGAAGCGUCUGGAAGCUUCAGAGGUGGCUCGGAAUUGGACCAGAGAAGAAAAUGGUCAAAACAAUCGAAACUUUUGACCAAUUCCUCCUUGGAAGUAUAGCAUCAAAGAGAGAAGGGAUCAGGCAAAGGAAGGAAAUGAAGAAGAAAGAGGACGAUGAUCAUGACUUGCUAAUGGUAGGGAGACUGUAA
Prosopis cineraria is the source of this 714-nucleotide messenger RNA. Its product is annotated as alkane hydroxylase MAH1-like. The record is from RefSeq and is a predicted model, not a curated record. The coding region runs from base 1 to 714 and encodes 237 amino acids. Gene Ontology annotation, molecular function: heme binding; monooxygenase activity; oxidoreductase activity, acting on paired donors, with incorporation or reduction of molecular oxygen. The transcript has 3 exons. NCBI's taxonomy places the organism in Eukaryota, Viridiplantae, Streptophyta, Magnoliopsida, Fabales, Fabaceae.